AUUCUUCACAAAAUCCAUGUUGCUUCGAUUAGGGGAUUGGAAUUGUCAAAAAGGAGUCCGACCCCUGUUAACAUUCUUGACUGAUGAUGAUGAUGCUGAUGAUGUUUCGCCAAAAAAAAAUUAUUCUUGACUGAUGAAUUGCUAAAGUGACUCCUGGAAGCAAAGCAUAUGUUCUUUACUCUCGUGGAAACAAGAUCUGGAAUCUCGGUCCUCUCAAUUAAGCAAUCCCCAUCUCCCCUUCUUCCCCAUGUGGCUGCUCAAUCAAACCAAGUAAAAGAGGAAGAUUAAAAAAUACAAAGAAAGAUCAAGCAAAUGGAGUUGGAGUUGGGGCUGAAGAUCUCUCAAACAAGGGAUGAUCUCAGCUCCAUGGCUGAUCUUCGGAUCUCGAAGGAUGCAGGUGGUGUCUUAUUCUUUUCCAGAGAAACCGAAGAGAAGUUCGUCCUCACCGGGCAUCUCAGAGGGUAUAGACGGAAGCACAUUGAUAUCAGGAUUAACGAGGACGGGACUCUAAUCUCUAUCAGUGGGAAGAAGCCGGUGCAAGAGAAGGUGAUCCAAGGAUGGAUUGUGUACAAGAAAGAGGUCGAACUAAAGGGAUUUACGAAGGUCUUCCAAAUACCUCGAGGGGUCAUAUUGGAUAAAAUUAAGGCCAAGUUCAACGAUGCUGGGUCGGUUUUGACCAUUUCAAUGCCCAAGCGAGUGAAGGGGAUAUCUGGAGAAGGAAUUGAAGAAGUAAAGGAAGCAGUCGGUGGCGACUGGGAAAGCUCAGGAGUCCGCGAUGAAGUCGAUGGAAUGACGGGACGGGAACGCGAAGAGAAGAGUACUCGGGAAGAAACAAGUACUAGUAAAGUGGAGGAUCGCCAGAAGCUUGAUCAAGAGACUUCCGAGGGAAAAGGCGUGCAAACUCACGAGAAGAUCAAAACAGAAGCGAGGGACGUCGUACAGGAGAGGAAGACUAAUCAACAAAAAUUAACAGAGUCAGUAGAAGCUGCAACUGCUCCUGAUAAGUUCACUCAGCAAUCAGAAUCAGCACUGGAGGAAACCGAUAGGGAAGAGGGAGCUGAAGAAAAAGAGGAGAAAAGAACUUUAAAUUCCGGCGGGGAUGAUGGAACCCGACAAGAGGGUCGGAGAAAGAAGUUCAAGAUCUGUACUCCGGUUGUUGCAGGAUCGGCAUUACUGGUGUCUCUGAUAGUUCUUGUUAUAAACUUAACGAAGGCCAAACGGAGAUGAUCACUGUGAUUUUAUAUAUAAAUUAUGUUCCAUA
Punica granatum (pomegranate) is the source of this 1261-nucleotide messenger RNA. NCBI's taxonomy places the organism in Eukaryota, Viridiplantae, Streptophyta, Magnoliopsida, Myrtales, Lythraceae. The record is from RefSeq and is a predicted model, not a curated record.